GAAGGCCUUCGGGAUUGCAUCGAUGACUCUUCCUGGAAACCAUCAAAAGAAGAAGUCAAUGCGUUUGUCUCAGUGUGUCGUGGAUUGCCGAUUAUCGCCUCAAUCCGGGUCCGGGAUGUCUGCCUUCAAACUCAUCGUGGUGCAACUCUUCAAUCCGAGUUCGAAUACUUUCGUGAUCUCACCGAUGCCCCUGUCGACGUCAAUUUGGAGUACCUGCGUGUGCUUCGUCGUGCCUAUAUAGUCGGCUCAUCUGGAGUCCGUAAAGAUAUUGCUGAGAAGUAUCGCCACGUGGUUGCCAUAAUCAAUGCAGCAUUCGAACCACUAAGUGUGUUUUUUAUAUCGCAGCUGUCAGGAAUUGCCGAGGAAGAGGUCCUAGCCAUAUUGGAACCAAUUGGCUCAAUUGUCGAUCUUUCUUCAGAAAGUGGCUUGGAACGUUUUUCGGAAGUCCCUCCAGAAAGUUCCUCCAAGAAAAUGCAGGGCGUCAAAUUCUAUCAUGCAACGAUGAAGGAGUUUAUAACAGGGGAUUCGAUUGGUAGUGAGAAUGACCAAGUAUUCUUUAUCAAGGAUGCGAACAAGUAUUUUAUCGGACUGCCACUCCUCCGAUUUUUCAAUAAUAGUUGUGAGCGGGAUGUGUUUGGGGAGCCCACCAUUCUCCCUUUAGGAGAUGAAUGGACAUGGGGAGAUUUUUGGGAGAGAAAACGUUGUCUCCCUCAUCAUCUCCGAUAUACUCGUGAAUACUUAUUAGGACACUUGGACCCCUCACAACUCUUUGCACAAGAGUCCAAUUUGCAGAACGAGUUUAAUACAUUCCUCACGCGAAACUUGGUUACAUUUAUGCACCUGACGUCAAACAGUGAAUAUGGUAAAGGAUUCCCUGAUGGAUUUGAUGGAUUCAAGAAUUGCGAUUCAUUCAAACUUUUGAAAGAAGCUCAAAAAAAGCAAUUUGUACUGCACACGUCUUGGGAGUCCGACAUGCCUUUUGUGUUUUCUUCGGCACCAUGGCACCUCCAUCGAUCAAGCCUUCCUUUCACCCCAUCUUCAUCACCUUUUCACAAAUUGUAUGGCCACCUCUCUGAUCCUUUCCGAAUCUUCACCAUUUCCGGCGAGUUUUCCGGGCACAGAAUCCCAUUGAGUGAGGAUUUACUCGAUGCUCGAAUGGUCAUGGAGGCGAAGCUACCUAAUUUUCCAAAGAAGGCUGGUAGUCGUCAGGAUGAUUAUGAUGCCCAAUUCAACGAUCCUGAUAUUCGUAACGGUAUUGUGACAUGUGCAGCGCUCUCCCUCGAUGGUCAUCAUAUAGCUCUCGGUAUUGGCAGUGGCAUCAUUGAGCUUGCUGAUAUCGACCAUCAGCGCACGAUCUCCCGAUUCCAGCUUGAUUCACCCAACCACCCAGUCUGGAUCGAAUUUGUCCAUGGCAGCCACCGAGUUGCUGCUGAGGACAAUGAGGGGAACGUCACCAUCCUUAGCCACGAUAUGACCCCCAUUAAUCUUGGUACUCUUCCCAAUGGUCCUAUUCCUGCUGUAACUCGAGUAUCAGAUAACGGAUUGUUUAUCAUACGAGCCCCAUGGAACACUGAUAACACGUGGUACAACAACUUGACUCUCAUAUCCAUUCUGGACAACCCGCACAUGCAGCUCCUCGCUUCUCCUCCUUCCCAAUCAGAUGAUUCUCCUCGCCGUGACACGCUUGCUAUUCCUCAUCGUCGCACGCUUGGGUUUUCUCCGGGAGCACAUUAUAUCGGUGCUUUCAAUGGCCUCAGCGCUUUCACCUGGUCGACAGACUCGGGUGAGCUCAUUGCGCAUUAUCGCGUGACAGACUUCAGAUUUUGGAUCAUGAAUCCCGCUGUUCCCCCUGCCUGCUCUUAUCACAUCCCUGAUCCUGUAUCCGCUCGACCUACCCUUCCCAUGACAGAAGGCAGCGCAGCAGAUAGACAUCAUUCCAAAACAGAUGCGGUCCAUAACUUGCAGGACGAGUCCUGGAUCAAGCGCCCAUUUUAUGUUCUCUCACAAAGCAAGGACGAGGAGGAGUUUGACAUCCAUUCAUCCGCUGCAGGAAGAUCCCCACUGUUCCGAGCCAGUGGACGACUCACUGGGCUACCAAUGUUCUUCAAUGGAAAAUUAGAAUUCGUUAUUCCCAUGGAGUAUCAACCACAUGUUUCUUCUGGUGGCCACGGUCACGGUCUAGGUGUUUGGUAUGGUGAUCAAGUGCCGUCUGAUCCUACCUUUAUGUACAGCCCUCGGUCCAGCAAAGAUGGGACUCGAAUCCUUCUCCAAGGCCAGCAGACAGCCCCAAUUGUUGUUGAUCUUAGCCAAGUCGUUUAGGAUGUUCGUGGUCAAUUGCAAUUUCUUCCUAUUUACCUUGCGCGUAUAUCCACUGUCAGAGGGGGAAAUCGCGAAGUUUCGUU
Messenger RNA from Cantharellus anzutake, 2402 nucleotides. RefSeq lists its product as uncharacterized. The record is from RefSeq and is a predicted model, not a curated record. Lineage: Eukaryota; Fungi; Basidiomycota; Agaricomycetes; Cantharellales; Hydnaceae. The transcript has 2 exons. The annotation marks the transcript as partial.